CAUGUGGUGGCCGCCUGGCUGGCGUGGGCCGCCGGGGCCGGCCGCCCGGCCCCGCUGUGCGGCUCCGGCGGGCUCUGCCGGGCUCCCGGCCCGAACGCCUCGCACCCCGCGCCGGGCCACUGCCCGCGGCAGCGGGGGGCGGCUGAGCUCUGCGCCUGGCCCCUCUCCCCCGGAAGCCUCCUAGAUACUUUUCCAGUUGAUGCGACCAAGGAAAAUUAUGUCCGUAAUGUGAGAAACUGCAUUUUUUCAAUUGUCUAUCCUACACCUUUUAAAUCUAGAGUUCGUCUUGUAGCUGUUUCAAAGGAAGUUCUUGAAAAUAUUUUGGAUCUUGAUAUAUCUGUCAAAGGAACAUCUGAUUUUCUUCAGUUUGUUAGUGGUGGGAAAGUGAUAUUGGGGUCUGUUCCAUUGGCCCAUAGGUACGGGGGUCAUCAGUUUGGUAGCUGGGCAGGUCAGCUGGGUGAUGGAAGAGCCCACUUGAUCAGAGUAUAUACAAACAGGCAUGGUGAGAGGUGGGAACUACAGUUAAAAGGAUCAGGAAAGACCCCAUACUCCGGGAACGGUGAUGGAAGAGCUGCGCUUUGCUCUUCUGUGCGAGAAUUUUUGUGUAGUGAGGCCAUGCACUAUCUUGGAAUUCCUACAAGCAGGGCUGCUAGCUUAGUUGUAGGUGAUCAUGAUGUGUGGAGAGACCAGUUUUACAAUGGAAAUAUUAAGAAAGAAAGAGGUGCAAUAGUGCUACGUCUUGCCAAAUCAUGGUUUCAUAUAGGAUCCUUAGAAAUCUUAGCUCAUUCUGGGGAACUGGACUUACAAAGAAGAUUGCUAGACUUUAUCAUCCAGGAACAUUUUCCAUCAAUAGCCAUGAAUGAUUCAAAUAGAUAUCUGGAAUUUUUCUCUACAGUCGUAUCAGAGACUGCAAAUCUGAUUGCAUUGUGGAUGUCUGUGGGGUUUACACAUGGUGUGUGCAAUACAGAUAACUUCAGUUUAUUAUCCAUAGAUUAUGGUCCAUUUGGAUUUAUGAAGUCCUAUGACCCAAAUUUUGUUCCAAACACAUCUGAUGAUGAAAGGAGGUAUAAAAUAGGAAACCAGGCAAAUGUUGGGCUGUUUAAUCUGAGCAAGCUGUUACAAGCUCUAAAACCUUUAUUGGAUCCCAGGCAAAAGCAGACAGCUUCCCAGAUUUUGGAGGGAUAUGGUGAGCGCUAUUACAUCCGGUAUGCAAACUAUGCAAAAACAAAAUUGGGUCUUCUUGGGGAGAAUGAGGAUGAUAACUAUUUGAUUGCUUUCCUCCUAAAAUUUAUGGAAGAUACAAAGGCUGAUUUUACAAUGACAUUUCAACAGCUCAGUGAAAUUACUGAAGACCAGUUAAAGGAGCUCCAUAUUCCUGAGGAGUUCUGGGCUCUGCAGGAUCUGGGUAAACACAAGUUAUUUUCAGAAUGGGUUACUAUGUACCUCUUAAGAUUAAAUCGUAACAAGGGUGAUUCAGACACCAAGAGAAGAACAAGAAUGACAACUGUUAAUCCUAGAUACAUACUUAGGAAUUGGAUGGCAAAAUCAGCAGUGCAAAAAGCUAAUUUGAAUGAUUUCUCGGAGGUUCAACUCCUACAGCAGAUUUUACAACAUCCCUUCCAGGGACAGCAGGCUGCAGAGAAAGCAGGCUACUCCCUGCGCCCCCCAGCUUGGGCCAAGGAUCUUAAAGCUGUUCAUCCUGAGGGAAAUUUGAACGAGCGAGAAAAAUGACCAGGGUCGAAGCUCAGGCCUUCAAAUAGGAUUAAUGGAUCAAGCCACAGGAACUUCUCUCCCUCAUAGUUUGUGGACUGGAAGCUGCUACUCUGCUAGGCAAGACAAGGUCUUGACCAACUUAUAAAGUCUAAAGAUUAAAGAAAUGGACCACUAUGUAUGCUUGCAUCAGCAUGUUAUAUUGGCAUUUAUAACUCUGCCCUUCAUAUUGAGCUGUGCAUUAAUUUCAGUCCCAAUAUUUAAGUUCUGCCAAACUGUCACACUUAACCUCUCAGAAUUCAUGGCUGAUCAGGUGGGUCUCAAUAACUUAAUGGUUGGUCAAUUUAAAAUCCAUCUAAGCUAGCUGUAAUCAUAUAGUAUGUUGAUGAAUGUUCUCCUUGCUGUUACACACUGUUCAACUAUAACUGUAUUCUGAAGACAUAAAUGUUAUUAAGUCUUUUGCAGAGUUGGAACAGGGGAUCGUCUUACACUUAGACCUUGCCACCUUUUCUCUUUUUUACCUUGUUUUGUCCCAUUAAACUGCCAACAAAGAUUUAAAGGAAAUUCAAUUAAAUAGUGAGCAAAGAUGUCUGUCUUUGGAGUGACUUGCCCAAAAAUAAAUUUUGGCGUCUUUGCUGGUGUCAGGUGCCUCUCAAGCCUGGCCCACUGCUCUUUGAAAGUGUAUCUUUUGAUAGUAGCAGAAAGAUUGUUGGUGCAUGGAUAUAAUGCCUCAGGAAAUUUUCACUGGUUGGACAUGGAAAAGGACUUUCUUGGAAGAUCUCACUACAUACGUAGUCAGGUCAAUAUACCUUUUGUAUCCAGCCACCUGAUGCUGUAAGGGACUAACAAAAACCUUGCAAGGAAAGUAUUUAAAAUUCACCUGAAGCUGUUACACAGAAGUCCUUUAAGUGACAGAGAGAGACUAGUCUUUGAGUCCUGGGUCUUGUUAUUUAUCCUUGUUUGAUAUUCCAAUUCCACAUCACAAAACUUAGUGUGUAAUUAUGCCAAAAUUAAUACAUAAGCAAUCAGGUCCAAUGUUAUGCUAGAAAAUUUACAGCAAAAAUCACUUAUUUGGGGGCUUUGUUACUUCUUGACGUUACCUUGUCUCUUCCCAAAUCCAAAAUGGAUUGUUUUAGAAUCUCCAAAUUUGAGUGCCACUUGAUUCUGAAAUAGAGGCUAUAAUUAGCAUUUCACAAAUCUAUUUCUAGAAAUAUAGUUAGUGUGGAAAAAAAUUUACAUUAUUAGAAAGUUUCAGUGACUAAAAAAUAUUUGAAUGGUUUCACAUAUUCCUCUGGGUGCAGAGAGGAGGUCAACUACAUCUCCAGGAGUUCAGUCAUGGACUCAGUCAUGUCCUCUUUCCUUGAUUUACGUGAAAGCAAAUCUCCAUUAUUUUUUUCCCCUAGUUUUACCAUGCAGUUUAUAGUGCCUGUUUUUAGUAACUAUUCUGAUUUCAUAAUAGUCAGUACUGACUGUUAAUGGUGAUCAAACUGCCUUAGAAUAUUCCACAAGACCAUGAGAGUUCCUAAGUAUUAGCGAUAUGAAUGUCUUCUGUUCUGCAUGUCUCCCUCAAACAGAACGUGUGUUUCCCAGUUAUUGUAAGACUGUCAAUAAUCACUGAUAAAUAAUAGUUCCGUUCUGUAGUUUUGCCACAUGAUCCAUGUAAGUUUCUACUUUUCCACUCUCAAAGUGCCUGACAAAGAGUGCGUGAAAAACACAUGACUAGUUAUCUCAACACUACCUUUUAACUAUGUUUUGUAAAAGUAGAGAAAUGAGCCACAUCAUGCUCAGCAUUUUAUACCACCUCCCUUUCCACUUCUAGGUUUUAAUCAUUAUGGUUUUAUUAUGACAAUGUAAGCAUUAAUAUUGUGUUUCAUGAUAUAUUCCCUAAAAUCAUUGGCUUCCACCUGUGGUUCCGGAGCUGCCUCUUCCUUCACGUUACAUAAACACAGCAGUGAUGCAAGAGCAGAUGGGGAGUAAAAAAUACCGUGGCUGGUAAUCAAGCAGGUGUUUAGUUGUACUCUCAUCCUCUUUCUGUAUCAGAGGACAGUUAUGAGGGGCAGCAGCAGUGCUGAUCCCCCACACGUGGACUUUUCCACAUGACUCUAACCUUUCUAAUCCUAAGGACUGAUGGAAACAUGGUCGCUUGAAGUAGGUCCUUCUUCCAUAUCAGUGACGCAAGAACCCAAAGAAGACGACAGCUGCUGAGACUGCUUCCACUUGAGGUAUGGAGAAAGGUUAAAAAUAACAUGCUGCAAUUUCAGAUCUUUUCGGACUAAAAUACUGUAAUCUCUAGUAAUGUACAUACUACCAUGAUCUACAGGAAUAAGACAAUUAUUUCAUAUGGCAAUAGAUUAGCUAGAGAUAGAAGGAUUCAUUUCUAUUUUUUACAAAUGCCUUGAUUUACAGUCUUGGAAAGGAAGAUCUUUUUGUAUUUUGCAGCAUCUUUUUUGUACCAAAUAAAGCCAGAUAAUUGUGUAUCAUUAA
Molecule: messenger RNA, 4194 nt
Organism: Harpia harpyja (harpy eagle)
Lineage: Eukaryota; Metazoa; Chordata; Aves; Accipitriformes; Accipitridae
Product: protein adenylyltransferase SelO-like
Source: RefSeq, a predicted model, not a curated record